This is a messenger RNA of Lolium rigidum, 621 nucleotides long. RefSeq lists its product as uncharacterized. The coding region runs from base 1 to 525 and encodes 174 amino acids. The transcript is spliced from 2 exons. The record is from RefSeq and is a predicted model, not a curated record. Lineage: Eukaryota; Viridiplantae; Streptophyta; Magnoliopsida; Poales; Poaceae.
AUGGCCGACACCAAGGUCCAACGCCGAGCACGGACUCCCCCUACCACUCCCACUACCACAUGGGCGCGACGGAGCGAAGCCCUAACCCACAUCCUGACCCACCCGUCCCACUCGCCGUCGCUCCACUCGCAGCUCUUCCUGGCGUCCCGCGUGCCGUGCCCGCCCCGGGGCUCCUCGUACCCGCCCUUCCUCUGCCCCGGCGCGUCGCUCCUCCGGUGGGCCCUCGCCUCCGUCUUCCUCCCGCGCGCCGCCCGCCUCGGCCUCCCGCCCUCGUCCUGGCGCUCCCGGUGCCCCUUCCAGCUCCCGCCGCCGCUCGUGCCCUCCACCGCCAUCGAGCCGGCGCCGGAGCGGUGGCGAGAGGCCGAGCUCCGGGGGUACGCGCAGCGGAGGCGGGCUCGGAGGGGGCCCAUGAGAGUUCGGCCGCCGGUGUCCGUGGCGGGUAUCGUGCUGACGACCGUGCCCAACUUCGUGAUCAUCGCGGUGAUCAUGCGCGAGCUCUUCUGGGUACGGCCCGGCCGCCUCUGAGCUACCGAUCGAGCAUGCAGGAUCAGGAGGCACAAGGAUCUCAACAACUGCAUCUGGGUCACCUUGUGCAUGGCUGGGAGCAUCUCUGGCAACUCU